AGCCGCAUCUCGGUUUUUUUUUCUUUCCAUUUUUCUUUUCAUUAUUCUUGAGCCGAGAAAUCGGGUGUUUUGUCUUCUAAAAGGCCUCAUCAGCGUUCUUUCUCUAUCUCUGCCGCUCCUCCCUUUUCUGAGUUUCCUGCCCGCCCACGUUAUCGUGUUCACAAGCUUCUGCGUUGCCCCCGCUUUCCGCCUCGCAUACACCCAGCGCCGCGUAUUUCUUUAUUGUAGCAACGGACGUGACGAAGGUGUGUUUGUGUGUAUGUGCAGGCGCGGCUAUCCGGCUGAGGGGAACAUACACAUAUAUCAUUAGAUUACCAGUUCUUCUUUUACACAGUCCUCGUUAAAUACGAUCACCUCGUGUUGCCCGAGGCUGCUGGUUGGAGGGCGCGCGUCUUCUUUUCGUUUUAAGUUAGCUUGUUGACACGGCCUUGUGUCGCACUUAUUAUUCUUGUGUUGGUGUUCCUUCCUUCUUUCUCUCUUGGGCGCCCCCUCCACUCGCCCCCAUUCGCACUUUCCCUUUCUCACCCCUCGCUGCAGCAUGUACCCUCACACGAAGCAGGUCACCCCCACCCUCCAGAGCUUUGUUGCGGAGAACAAGGUGGAGGAAAAGGGGCUGAAGCUGAGCGACCUACGCCGACUGCCGAACUCCAACAACGUGUGUCUCGUCUUCGACGGCAGCCGUGUCCUCGAGGACGUCAUUCAGGACGUGCACGCCACAUGCCCCCUCACCAUCUUCACCGCCUCCACCCCGUCCUCGGCCUACACCGUCAUCAGUGAGUACACCGAGAAUGUGGCGAAGAUGGCGGAGUUCUUUGAGAGCCAGGAGGUAGACUUCAAGCCAAUGUUCGUCUUCAACGGCUGCGGCUUUCACCCGGCGGAGGACAUAGACACGACCUCGCCCCAGCCCCCGACGGAGCUCGCCGCGUACGCGGCCUACGACAAGACGAAAACGGUCCGCAACGUGCCGUUGGAGGUGCAGAAAAAGUUCGCCAAUCGCUUUGUAAUUGAGGAGGAUGUGGAGGGCUUAAUUGUUAGGAAGAUGUGCGAGUCGGUCAAGGAGACCCUGCGCGCACCGUAUUUAGCCUGGAGCCAGAUCUCCGCCUUCUUCGCCCCGUCGAACACGGUCGCCUCAGAGGUCUUCGGCUCAUUGGAGCUGCUCGCCUUCCCCGGCGUGGACCGCGUCAUCACGAACAUCGACGUCGACCGCGGCACCUUCGACUGCGUGUCCAAGGCGGUCUUGAUGGCUGCACUGCGCCGCCGCUACGACCCCGAUUUCCUCGAGGACGACUUCGCCGCCAUCGCGCUCUACGACACGAAGAAUCGCCUCUUCCGCGUGAAGAACCGCCACGACAACUUCGACCUGCUCUGCCGCCUUCCGCGCGACCCAACUCGCGUUGACGUCUUCUUCAAGCAGCCCCGCGUGGCGGAAGAGCAGAAGUCGCUCUUCCGCCGCAACCUGGCCGCGCUGGAGGCGCCGGUGCUGACCGCGGACGCGCAGGUGCUGCCGCUGGCCCAGCUCUACAACUCACCCAGCCACGGCGAGAUCCGCGCGAUCUUUGGCAGCCCGAUGCCCGUCGUCUUUUACUACUUCCUCAUGAGUGGGCCGCUGUUGCCGCUACCUUUUUCGAUUCACAGUCAGGAGGUGCUCAUGGACGACUGGCCGCUCAUCGACACCUCGGCCUACCGCCGCGCCGCGGAGUCGAUCCUGCCGCUGCGGGUGCAGGUCGCCUUCCAGCUCUUCCAGAUUGCGGACAAGUCGUGCGACUUCUACUGGAUUCGCCAGUAUGUCGUGUUCAAGAAGGCCCAGAUGACCGACCUGCCGCUGCGGGUGUGCAAGCUGAGCAACCCGCCGAAAAUCGAGCUCGCCUACUGGAACUUCGAUGAGGAAAGGCUGUUGGAUGCGACACAGGACGCGGAGAGCGUGUACUUCACCGACGUGGUGCCGUAUUGCGGGUGCGCGGUGGGCGAGGAGGUGCAGUACAAGUCGGCGCGUGCCACCCUCGCCGCUGUCUACCUGCGGUCCCUCGACUUCCUCGGCUACUUCACGCACGCCACGGAGGGGAUGGAGUCCAGCGGGCCGUCGGUCUACUGCAAGGCGCUGGAGCGGUUCGACUGCCCGACGCUGAGCGAGUACGGCGUACUGCUGAUUGAGCUGCUGCGGACCGGCACCCUGAAUGACGACCCGCUCGUCGUGGUGCUGAACAACGUGGACAACAAGAUGCCGAUGGGCGUGCGCUUUGCGUCGCGACUGGUAUCGAUCAUCCCGACCAACGUGAGUGGGCCGUGGACGGGCCCAUUCGACCCGGAGAUGGCGGCGUUUGGCGUUAUCUCGCGCCUCUUUAGCCGCACCCUGCGCAUCCUCCACGAGGUGGUGGCCACGCUCAUCUUCGCCAAGCGCGCGACGACGGUGCCGUGGGCGGAGUUUAACAGCGUCAUUCAGCAGAUUCCCUUCACCUUCCCCGCGGAGUUCUCCGCUGGUUUCCUGAUGACGUAUGUGCUGUGCAACCCGCACUGCACCAUGGAGGAGCUGUGCGUCACGUUCCCGGAGAUGUACGCGCUGGAGACGGACCUGCAGACGCUCUUUUGGUUCUUCACGAUGGGCUUUGAAGCGAUCCGCGUGCUCAACUACGAGGAGCCGCUCUUACCCGAUAUGCUGCAGGUCGUCAACGCGUCUCGCCUGCUGGUAGGUCAGGCCUGCGAGCGUCUCUGCCCGAGCGUCUUCGCCGAGCACUUCCCGAUGGAGGACAUCGCGCUGCUGGAGGAGUUGGACAUGCCGCAGGCGGAGGUGGCGAUGCCGCCGUCUCAAAUGCCGAUGCCGAUGGACAUGGGCAACAUACGCGGAGGGCCGAUGCCGCCCAACAUGAACAUGAACAUGAACAUGAAUAUGAACAUGCACCCCGGCAUAAACCAAAACAUGAUGCAAUACCAGUCCAAUCGUAUGUACUAG
Leptomonas pyrrhocoris is the source of this 2947-nucleotide messenger RNA. RefSeq lists its product as hypothetical. The transcript has a single exon. Lineage: Eukaryota; Euglenozoa; Kinetoplastea; Trypanosomatida; Trypanosomatidae. Bases 539 to 2947 code for a protein of 802 amino acids. The record is from RefSeq and is a predicted model, not a curated record.